This is a messenger RNA of Geodia barretti, 1482 nucleotides long. NCBI's taxonomy places the organism in Eukaryota, Metazoa, Porifera, Demospongiae, Tetractinellida, Geodiidae. The record is from the annotation of a GenBank genome assembly.
AUGGCGGCCGAGUCCCACAAGCAACUGAAGUGGAUUGUCUUUGUCGCAUGCGUCGCAGUAGUAACUAUUCUUUGGUUUCUGUACGUCAAACCAGGCCCUGUGAAACACAUCGACCCGGUGACAGCUGCUGCUUGGAGCCACGGAGUUGAUGGAGCGGCUGGUAUAACGUCCAAUACAACUUACACAUGGAACACAACGACCAAUAAAGCAACAUCGAAUACAGCGACCAAUACGACAUCGAAUGCAACGACCGAUACAACACCCGGCUCAUAUCCUAACUACGGAUAUUUACUGUCGGUGAAUAUCGAGCAGCAAAGUUCAGGAGCUCUGUCCGGCUAUGGUGACCUAGCCUCUAUGGCAGGUUACCUCAACUUGUCAGCUGUUGAGCCAUAUGUUGUUGGAAACAAUUUUAGAGGGGUGCCGACAAUAAAGGAAAAAGGAAAAGCCAGGACGCUCAGCACAUUCUUUGACUUUAAGAAAUUGCAGAAUACUGUAGGGUCGUGCUUCAACAAAAAGAAGAGUGUCCUUGAGAUGUCCAGUUUUGAACAAUUUCUCACGAAAACAUCUUCUACCGUCAUCUAUGCUUACAUUCUCCAUGAUCUUGGAAGGUACAAGUCAAAAUUUUCUGGCGGUAAAAGCAAGAUCGUUGAAAUUGACAGAAAUGAUAAGUCUGCGAAUGAUGGCUUGACCAGGCUGAACAAUUGGGCAGCCUACGUUUCAAAAGAACACAACAUGUGUUCAUUUACAUUUAGGAUUAGCCAAGUCUUUGUCAUAGAUGCACGACCAAAAGUUGCCCUGCAACUAACGACGAUACAAGACAUAUUGGGUUCUGCCAUUCGUAAGCAAUUUUCAAUGGAUGGCUCAGUUACAGUUCUGUUUGACCAUUGGCGUGGUAUCGACACUAAGCCCGACACUGGCUACUUCUACUACGUUCCCCACUUUCAUAAGCCAUGUGUUCGCCUGAACAACAUUGGUCAUAGCCAGACUGUCAUCAAGGCCUCACAGGCUUUUAGUCGACACCUGAAAGACUCUGAAACUGCCCCUAGAAUCUGUGUUCAUAUUCGUGGGGAGAGAGUGCUUUUAACGUGGGGGGGCAAAUUUUUAACGUGCAUUAAAGAAAUUGGGGAUACAGUAACAAUGCUUGUGAAAAACUCUACAACCACUCCACAAGUGCGUGUUAUCCAUGACUUCAGCAAGUAUGGUACACGGAGCUGCUGGGGUGAUUGUGGUAAAUAUCGGUCGAAAUUUCUUUCAGAACUGAAGAAACUCAAUUUAACAAGUGUUUACUAUGACCCUGUGGACUAUCCCUCUUUUCCUCGCAGCACAACGUUUGCAGCAUUCGUGGAACGUGAAUACCUCUCUACUUGUGAUGAGUUGGUGACUGCUGGACAUGGGGGGUUUCAAAUGAUAUUGGUUAAGCAAUUUAUGCAGCAUUCUAUUAAACACAAGGGGCACCUCCACAGGAUGUGUAUCUUACAUUAA